CCUCCUUUUUUUGUAUGGAAAAGGAAAACGGAUUUGUUUUGUUUUGAACAACAACAAUCAGAUAAAGUCGGUGGUUAAGUGGUUAAUGGUUUUUAAUUUUAAAAAAUGCCACAUUUUUUCUGAUUUUAGUGCAAUAAUUUCAAUUUAUUUGCUAACAUUAAAUAUACAAUUUUAUGUUCUUCUGUUGGUUAUUAUAUUUCAAAGAAAUAUGCUACCGUCAUUAAAAGGAGUUUUCCCCAAACCAAAACCACAACAUAAACGUGAUUUUCUUCGCGAAAAUAAGCUCCAUUUAAAAGAUUUACAAAGAAAUUCAAGUCGUCAGCAAUUAGCACAAAAAGUCGAGGAGGAAGAACAAAAAUUAGCUGAAUUAAGAAGACGACAACGAUUGCGCUACAAAUCUUUAGAUGCUAAGGCAUUUCCAGUAACACAAGUGAGACCCAGUAGUUCGAGGUGCUCUUGUGAUUGUGGCAAGACAAUUCAAACUGAAAUCUCGUAUAGACCACAAGAAACUCUUAGAAAAAUAGAAACUUGCACCAGAGAAGUACAAACUGAUGAUAUACUCGACGAAGAAUUCCUUUAUCAGGCUCUAAAGAGAUGCUCAUCUAUUGAUAUGAGACUGGAUGGAUUAAGUGGGAAAAAUUCUCAUAGUAAUCAGGAACUUAAUCCAAUGCCACAACCUGACAACGCAAUGCCAGACAAUAAUUCUGAACCGGACUUUCAUUUUGAGAAUUUAGCCAUAGACACAGAAAGACUUCCUCCAACUGCAAGUAGCACACAGUUAAGUAGCAAACGGACAACCAGAAGGAUACAUGAACUUGGAGACCGACAAGAUGUUCGUUUACCAAAAUAUCUGGAAAAACAAAAACGGGAACGGGAAGAACUAAAACAAAAAGAACUACUACGGGACCGAAGCUGCCCUCUUGGCUAUGAGCCACUCACAGAAGAAGAGCGCUUAAAAGCUCUUAAUACUGCACAGAAAAAAUUCCAAGAUCUCAUUGGAGAACUUAAUCGAAUGCCAAUGACAACAGAAACUCUUCGUAUUCGAAGUCGAAAAGUUGAAAUCGAACGCGAAUUGAUUGAUAUUGAAAAAGAUAUUCGAAUGUUUUCAAAACCAAAAGUUUACGUGAAAAUGAAUGGAGUUUUUUGAUUUUAGGGAAAACAAAACAAAUAUUUAAUAACGGUCUUAUGCAAUGUCUAUAUUUACUGUGAUCCUUACAAUGACAGCGACAGUGUACAAUUUAAUAAUAAAAUUUUUCGAUCAAUUUUAAAAGAAAUCCAUUUUGUUAUUAUUAUCUUUUGAUAAACAUACACUAGUUUUUUUUGGGGAUA
Eupeodes corollae is the source of this 1329-nucleotide messenger RNA. RefSeq lists its product as uncharacterized. Gene Ontology annotation, cellular component: cytoplasmic microtubule. Bases 86 to 1147 code for a protein of 353 amino acids. The transcript is spliced from 6 exons. NCBI's taxonomy places the organism in Eukaryota, Metazoa, Arthropoda, Insecta, Diptera, Syrphidae. The record is from RefSeq and is a predicted model, not a curated record.